This is a messenger RNA of Hippocampus comes (tiger tail seahorse), 757 nucleotides long. RefSeq names its product PR domain zinc finger protein 8-like. Lineage: Eukaryota; Metazoa; Chordata; Actinopteri; Syngnathiformes; Syngnathidae. The record is from RefSeq and is a predicted model, not a curated record. The transcript has 3 exons. Gene Ontology annotation, molecular function: protein binding. Gene Ontology annotation, cellular component: nucleus. Gene Ontology annotation, biological process: regulation of DNA-templated transcription; oligodendrocyte development. The annotation marks the transcript as partial.
UCAUGGGCUGUGGCCUAACAUCAUCAUCACACGAUUGCUUUCUACUCAUUGGCUACUGGUCUCCUCCUCCCUGGAAAGACACACAAACCAAUCAGUAGAUCAUUUGGAUGAGUGGGUGGCGGUCGUAGUGGUGUCGUCUGCGCGUUUGCAUCAUUGUGCCACGCAGCAGCGGGUGUCGUGACGGACGGCGAUAAGUGGGAGUGGGAGCUCGGAGGGGCGACAGUGCACAUCAACGCUCAGUCGGAUAACUUGCUCAUCGUGGGACCACCUGGGAGCACGUCGUCACAGAACAUCAUCAUGUCCAGCAGUUUAACGAUGGAUCACGCCUUCCUAGCUCGGUCCAUGUGGCCGGGUGACGGGAAAUUCGUGCAGCAUCCCGCCGAGCUUCACACCAGCGUGGUGGUGACGCGCAGCAUCCCCGCGGGGACCAGCUUUGGUCCGUGUGUGCUCCAUCACACUUUUUACGACACCAUCGCUUUCAUUGCUCAGAAAUCCAGCGAUAGAAGAGCCAAACCCUGCGUGUUCAGGGUGGACCCAGAGGCCAUGCGUAAUUCCGCCUUGGUGCUGUCUUGGCUACGGCUGGUGCAGGCUGCGCGCAACGGAGAGGAGCAGAACACGGAGGCCUUUUUGAAAGGAGGUCAGCUCUACGUGCGGACCACCAGGGACGUCCACCAGGAGGAGGAACUACUGGUGUGGUACGACCGGGAGCUAUGUCACCUUCUGGGCUUCACAGAAACCUGCAGAGGCUCGGGUGAAG